Messenger RNA from Medioppia subpectinata, 414 nucleotides. Lineage: Eukaryota; Metazoa; Arthropoda; Arachnida; Sarcoptiformes; Oppiidae. The record is from the annotation of a GenBank genome assembly.
AUUCCUAAUCUGAAUGAAACAUCACAAGAAGCGGUGCUCGUGUUCGCCGGCGAAGAGGCUUUCGUUGAUUGCAAAGUAGAGAAUCUCCAGAAUUACACAAUUUUGUUCAAAUUCAUGGUCGCCGGCACUGAACCACAGAAGUCGGAAAUAAUAUCCGCCGGAAAUCUUAUCAUUACAAGUGAUCCGCGCUUUUCAAUGCUUCAUCACUCGGAACAUGACGUUUGGGUCCUAAACAUAAAGAAUACUAAAACUACUGAUUCUGGUAUUUAUGUUUGCGAAACCAAUUCCACUCCUAAGCAGCAAAUCGCCCGACUUUUAAGUGUAAUCGACACCGACUCCAGUGAUAGCAAUGAUAAAACCGAUGCCAUUCUGUCGGAUGUGAACCACAAUUACACAGAAUGUUGUAUCGAAGAG